This is a messenger RNA of Oncorhynchus gorbuscha (pink salmon), 816 nucleotides long. RefSeq names its product lens fiber membrane intrinsic protein-like. The record is from RefSeq and is a predicted model, not a curated record. Gene Ontology annotation, cellular component: plasma membrane. Gene Ontology annotation, molecular function: structural constituent of eye lens. NCBI's taxonomy places the organism in Eukaryota, Metazoa, Chordata, Actinopteri, Salmoniformes, Salmonidae. Bases 258 to 782 code for a protein of 174 amino acids. The transcript is spliced from 5 exons.
CCACUAGUGAUGGCUUGUUCAAUUGCAUCUGUUACAUGGGGACUGAUUGUUUAAGAAUUUGGCUUCCAUCAACAGAGGGGAUAGCCCAGUGGAGUCCUCUUCCACUCUCCUAUCUCUCCUAGGCUUGCAACGUCUCUCUCUCUUUCCCUCUAUCCCUCUCUCCCUUUCUCCCCAGAAAGGUAAACGAUUAAGAGGGUGUUUUUACUGAAGAAACAAGUAUCAGGUACCACACAGUGGCCACAGCAGCUUCUCUUAGGAUGUACAGCUUCAUGGGAGGGGGCCUGUUCUGUGCCAUGGUGGGGAACAUCCUGCUGGUGGUCUCCACAGCAACAGACUACUGGAUGCAGUACCGUCUGUCGGGCAGCUUCGCCCACCAGGGCCUGUGGAGGUACUGCAUGUCGGGAAAGUGUUACAUGCAGACGGACAGCAUCGCAUAUUGGAAUGCCACCCGGGCCUUUAUGAUCCUGUCAGGGAUGUCGUGCUUUGCGGGCAUCAUCGCAGGCAUCCUCUCCUUCGCCCACUUCUCCGCCUUCGAGAGGUUCAACCGUUCCUUUGCUGCAGGGAUCAUGUUUUUCGUCUCCACCUUAUUUGUUCUUCUGGCAAUGGCCAUCUACACGGGUGUGACAGUGAACUUUCUGGGCAAGCGUUUCGGUGACUGGCGUUUCUCUUGGUCCUACAUAUUGGGCUGGGUGGCACUGCUCAUGACCUUCUUUGCAGGGAUAUUUUACAUGUGCGCCUACAGAAUGCAUGAAUGUAGGAGAGGAGGCGGCCCUACACGCUAGAGAGAAAGACACAGCAAAUCGCACAAACUGUUUA